AUUUUGUUGUUUGUUUUGUGUUGUAGGCAAGAUGGCGGAGGUGGAUCCAGAGACGCUGCUCGAGUGGCUGAACAUGGGCCAAGGGGAUGAGAGGGACAUGCAGCUCAUUGCACUCGAACAACUCUGCAUGUUGCUGCUCAUGUCAGACAAUGUCGACCGAUGCUUUGAAAGUUGCCCGCCGCGCUCGUUUCUGCCGGCUUUGUGCCGCAUCUUUUUGGACGAAUGCGCGCCAGACGCCGUGUUGGAGGUGACGGCACGCGCCAUUACAUACUACCUGGACGUGAGCGCCGAAUGCACGCGACGCAUAGUGGCCAUGGACGGCGCUGUCAAGGCUAUCUGCCAGCGUCUCAUUCUGCCCGCGCAGCAGGUCGCCAAGGAGCGUACCAGUCGCGAUCUUGCCGAACAGUGCAUCAAGGUUCUGGAGUUGAUCUGCACGCGCGAAGCCGGCGCGGUGUUCGAGGCGAACGGCCUGCAGUGCGUGCUGUCGUUUAUUCGCGACCACAACGCGCAUGUGCACAAGGACACGCUGCACUCGGCGAUGGCGGUGGUGUCGCGUCUCUGCACCAAAAUGGAGCCGGCCGACGCGUCGCUGCCAUUUUGUGUCCAGUCGCUGUCCACCCUUCUGCACCACGAGGACAGUCAUGUCGCUGACGGCGCGCUCCGCUGUUUUGCUUCCUUGUCUGAUCGGUUUACUAGACGAGGAGUUGAUCCGGCACCGUUGGCUGAACACGGUCUGGUCGGCGAACUGCUGACUCGGCUAUCUAACGCGGCCGGUCCCGCCGGCACCACAGCGGCGACCACGCCCUGUCCCAACACCAGCUCCUCGGCGCCAGGUGCGGAGACCAAGUCGCCCGCCUCUGUCUCCACCAUCAUCAGUCUGCUGUCGGCGCUGUGUCGCGGGUCGCCUACUAUCACACACGACCUAUUACGAUCAGAAUUACCAGAAGCCAUUGACAAAGCCUUGAAAGGCGAUGAAAGGUGAGUUUUUCCAACUAUCAAACGAUUAUGCUUAUAA
Molecule: messenger RNA, 1015 nt
Organism: Nilaparvata lugens (brown planthopper)
Lineage: Eukaryota; Metazoa; Arthropoda; Insecta; Hemiptera; Delphacidae
Product: E3 ubiquitin-protein ligase HECTD1-like
Exons: 5
Biological process (GO): protein K63-linked ubiquitination; anatomical structure development; proteasome-mediated ubiquitin-dependent protein catabolic process
Cellular component (GO): nuclear speck
Molecular function (GO): ubiquitin protein ligase activity
Source: RefSeq, a predicted model, not a curated record